Molecule: messenger RNA, 2076 nt
Organism: Striga asiatica
Lineage: Eukaryota; Viridiplantae; Streptophyta; Magnoliopsida; Lamiales; Orobanchaceae
Source: the annotation of a GenBank genome assembly
AAAAAGUUAUCAGUGGCGGUGGUUACCAAGCAAAGCAAUCAUCAUCAAAGGAACUCUGUUUUCUUGAUAUAUUCAGCAUUUUUGCUUCAGAUAUUUCCACUCUUCCUCUCUUCCCUUCUUUAUUACUUCCUCGAUUGAUCACUAUCACUGUAUAUUAUAUGCUCAACUGCCUCAGGUUUGAACAGUAACCUAACAGGGCUGAAGUUCAAAUUUUCAAGAAAAAAAAGUAGAAAGGUCGUUUUUUUAUUGAAGGGUCUCGUUCAAACUUGAACAGAAGCUAUUAAUGGCAGCAAGUAAUCUGAAAAAUGGGGAUUUCUUGGAUUUUAGGGGAUAAGCUUUGAGGAGAAAAAUAGAUCUCAAAUUUGUGAUAUUUUUUUAUUUUUUUUUUAAAUGAUGGAUAUGCCUGGAAAUGAUCCUAAUGUUGAGCCACCUAAAGAGACUGUAAAUUACCAUGAUGCACCCAAUAUUUCUUCAGAUUGGCAUUUAACUCCAAACAACAAACCAAACACAUCAAUGGAGAUGUUUUCAUCUUAUCUUCCCACUUCUUUGAUGGGCUCUUUCAUGUGUGACCUAAGCUAUUGUGACUCGAAUGCUCAAAAUGAAGCCAGCUCAUCAAGCCCUUCGAGAAAUGUGGGCUUAGGCCAAAACACAUUCCUCUCGAGUUUUCCAAAUUUGGCUUCACCUAGUUUUCAUAAUUUUCCGGAAGAUUCGGGUUUUAUCGAGCGGGCUGCGAAGUUUUCUUGCUUCAAUGGAGGGAGCUUUAGUCAGAUGGUCAGCCCUUUCAGCAAUCUUGGCUAUAUGAAUGCCGAUGAUCCUUGUUCGGGAUUAAUGCAAAAGCCAAACGAGGCUUUAGUGGGUGACAAAAAUGAAGGAAGCCCAUUUAAGAACGAGUCAAAACUCGAUAAAUUUAUUUGUUCUCGUGCUGAAACGAAAAACGGGGUUGAUGAGGUAGCUGAAUUUAGCGGGCGUGAAGGUCCGGAGGAGUUGUUUGGUAGAAGGGUUGGAUUAAAGAAGAGGAAAAGAGCUGAGCAGAAAAUUGUGAAUGAGGAAAAUAAUGAAGCCGAUCGACUGGCUAUUGAAACAGAGGACACUGAUGAAAUUAAGGAAAAGGAUAAUGGAAAAAACCCGACUUUGGCUGAGAAUUCGAGUGGCAAAGAGUACAUACACGUUCGAGCACGAAGGGGCCAGGCCACGAAUAGCCACAGUCUUGCAGAAAGGAUAAGGAGGGAGAAAAUUAGUGAGAGGAUGAAGUUUCUCCAAGAUCUUGUUCCAGGUUGCAACAAGGUCACUGGAAAAGCUGUAAUGCUCGACGAAAUCAUCAAUUACGUGCAAUCCUUACAGCGGCAAGUUGAGUUCUUAUCGAUGAAGCUUGCAACAGUGAACCCGAGCAUCGAUUUCGAUAUGGAAGGGUAUCUUGCUAAAGAUAUACUACAGACUAGAUUAAUCCCGAAUUUUUCUCCGAUUCACACGCCACAAACUCGAUUAAUCCACCAAACAACACUGCAUCGACCGAUCAAUUCUCAGUCAAAUGUUGUCUCGAGAGGAUUUAGAGAGCCUACCUCUCAAGCAUCAGGAAUGUGGGACGACGAGCUUCAUAACAUUGUACAAAAUGGGCUUAAUUUAAGUGCUCCCGAUUUAAGGGGUCAAGCGAAAGUUGAACCUUAACAAGUUGUAAGGCGGGCAAAUUUAAUGCGUUUUGUUGAGCGAUGGACCGAACAUUGAAUAAGACAAUGCCUUAUCCAACACCUUAUCCCUUCACUGUUUGCAGUAUUUACAUGUACCGGGAGAUAACGUGUGCAAUGUCUGUCGAUUUUACGAUGAUAUUUUUCUUCUAAGUUCUGCAGAUUCAUAUGUUGCUUGGAAGAACAUGGUACAGUUGUUCCCUUUGAUUUUGAAACUGUUGUAAUAGAGAUGGUGCAUUGUUCUCGUUCAAUCAAUUUGGAAAUGGUUUUUGAGUAACUGUAGAGUAUUUCAACAUAUCAUGUUAGUGAUUUCACAUUUUUUUUUUCUUGUGUCCCUUUGGAAGUAUAAUUAUCUAUAGGUUGACUUGAUAAGCAAGGAGAUCAUUAGUCAAUA